This is a messenger RNA of Carassius carassius (crucian carp), 626 nucleotides long. Its product is annotated as testis-expressed protein 11-like. NCBI's taxonomy places the organism in Eukaryota, Metazoa, Chordata, Actinopteri, Cypriniformes, Cyprinidae. The transcript has 3 exons. Bases 144 to 485 code for a protein of 113 amino acids. The record is from RefSeq and is a predicted model, not a curated record.
UGCAAUGAAUUUAUUACACUGAUAGAUAACAAAAGACACCAAAAUGUUCCUCAUCAGCUUAUACAUGUGUGCAUGUCAUAGUAACUUUACACAGCCUGAUUCAGCUGGCCCUGCAAAGCGGUGUGUCCGAGGUGCAGUCCUGCAUGUUGGAGGAAGUGUGGGGCUACUAUGAGGAAGCUCUGUCCAUCAUAGCAACCACACCAGAUGACUUUACAGAACUGGAGAUCCGAGCGUGGAAUGCAGGAAUCCUGCUCUACAGUCUGGCCCAGUAUCCCGAGGCUGAGAGGUGGUUCGGGCUGGGAAUGAGCUUCCUGAAGCACCUGGGCUCCCUGCAGGACAGCUAUCAGACUCAGAUGGCGGGUCUGUACAGUGAGGUGCUGGACAGGCCGGGUAAAGCAAAGAAGAAUCUCAUUACUGAAGAGCGAAUGAUGGCGUCUUCAGUCGCAGAUGGAAAUCUCAGGUCUAAUGGCACGUGUUUAAUAUGAAGUGUGAAUUUCCUUCAUGUUUGUGAGAAGCUAAGAGCUAAGAGAUGUACAAUGCAUCUGAGGGAUUGUUCGAAGAGUUAUGAAAGGUUAAAAAAUUGAAUGUCUUGUAUUCAUUUAAUUUGAAAUAUUUUUUGGCAGUAU